Molecule: messenger RNA, 345 nt
Organism: Staurois parvus
Lineage: Eukaryota; Metazoa; Chordata; Amphibia; Anura; Ranidae
Source: the annotation of a GenBank genome assembly
AUGCAGACUGCUUCUACAAACAUUUGUGAAAAAAUGGGUCACUCUCAGGAGCUUAGUGAAUUCAAGUGUGGUACCGUGAUAGGUUGCCACCUGUGCAAUAAGUCCAUCCGUGAAAUUUCCUUGCUACUAAAUAUUCCACAGUCAACUGUUAGUGGUAUUGUAAUAAAGUGAAAGCAACUGGGAUCAACAACAACUCGGCCAUGACAGAGCGUGGUCAGCACAUGCUGAAGUAUACAGUGUGCAGAAGUCACCAAUUGUUUGCAGAGUCAAUAGCUGAAGACCUCCAAACCUCAUAUGGCCUUCAGAUUAGCACAACAACAGUGCGUAGAGAGCUACACGGAAUGG